GCAGACACAAGCGACUUGGUCGACGUCAACACAGAUCUGACACACCUCGUCGCAGCAGCAGAAGCAGCAGCAGCAGCAGCAGCAGAAUCUUCUUCUUGCUUUGCUUUCACACCCAUUUCCCUCACCCAAGACAAGAGAACCCAGUCAGCGAGCCAGCUCAAAGAAGCUGUUGCUGUCGCCAUGGAAGAGCCAAAGGGUGAAAAGGCGCUGCUGCUCGUGGAUGGAACCUGUUACUUUGCUCCUUUGGAGCGUGACAGGUUGAGCGUGCGGGCAGCCCCGAAAUGGCUGGAGCGCCUGAGCGAGAAGAUUGCAGACCGUUGGAGUCUCUCCAUCGCCAGAAUACACUUGUUUGAUGCGGUGAUGGACUCGUCCCUGCACGACUUUCCGUCACAUCGCAAGGCCGACAAGUCCCGCAAGUCCUUGCUGAGGAACAUGCAGCAGGCGCACAUUGCCGUCCAUUUCCGGUACCUCAAGCCCUUUCGGACCAACUGCGAGGACGUCAACUGCCGCUACAAGUCUGCGGCCAUCGAGGUGCCCGUUGGCGCGGGUGUGGACGUGGCCAUCACAACGUUUGCGCUCGCAGACAUGCCGACGGACGUGAAGACGGUUGUCUUGUUUGUGACAGACCCCGACUACGCGCCGCUUAUACGGGCGCUCAAAGGGAAGGGGACGCGCGUGCUCGUCGUCACAGACUCGGACGCCGCGCUGGACCCGGCGCUCAGAGAUGCGCUGGACGAACACAACCCAACACCGUUCAAGGAUUGUGUUUCUUUUUUGAAUGUGCACAAGCAGAGAUGCUUCUGCUGGUUUUGA
Molecule: messenger RNA, 813 nt
Organism: Salpingoeca rosetta
Lineage: Eukaryota; Choanoflagellata; Craspedida; Salpingoecidae
Exons: 2
Coding region: 181-813 (210 amino acids)
Molecular function (GO): RNA nuclease activity
Source: RefSeq, a predicted model, not a curated record